AUGUGUAUCCUGGCUGGAGAUUUCAACUUCUAUGCUGCUGGUGAGCAGCGAGAGUAUCUGGCAGGUCACCUGUCCCAGCCUCAGGAGUCGUCCACGUACGGAGUUCGAGCUCACUUCGAUGCUGUUUUCGCCAAGUUUUUAGAGCUCUGCGAGUUUUUCAGCACCGACGCGUGCGAGCUUAUCGACGCUGACGCCUUCCAGCAGUUUCUCACGGCGCACUGGUCUCGGGUUUUUGCUCCUAGGCGGGUCGAGCCCGACGCCCUGCAGGAGUAUCUCCCCUUCGUGCAGGUGGCGCCGCAGUUGUCGAGCUGGACUCUCACAUACCCCCAGUUCCAGGAAUUAGUCGAGAAGCUUCACGAUUCGGCCCCUGGUCCAGAUGGAAUCCCAUACUCAGUGUGGAGAGCGCACGACAACUGCACUAGGAUCCUCUACGACUUUUACCUUUACUUCCUCGCCUCCCAGCGGUUGCCUGACGAUUUCAACGAAGCCCUCGGCGUCUUCCUACCAAAAGGGUCUCAACCUGGGGAUGAUAUUCUGGUACGCAGAGAGGCUGACACGACUCGGCCGAUCAGUCUGAGCAACUCCGACAACAAAAUCAUCUCCAAGGCGCUCAACUGUUUUCUUCGUGAUAUUGUUGAAAUCACCGCUCAUACUCAGCAGAGGGGUUUUGUUCGAGGGCGCCAAAUUGUUGACAACCUGAUUGAGAUGGAAGCCCAUGGCCUUGUCUGGGGCAGUGUGGAAGGCUUUGAUAAUGCUGGCGACGCGAUGUUCGACAUUGCGAGCGCCUUCCCUUCCAUCUCGCACGUUUUCCUCUUUGCCAUCCUGACUGCGAUGCAGUUGCCUAGCUUUGUCAUUGCCAUGCUGCAGGCCCUCUACAGUAACAUGACCAUGCGCGUGGUCUUUCGUGGCAAGAGGUAUGGUUUGAUACAAUGCCUGAGAG
This is a messenger RNA of Prorocentrum cordatum, 940 nucleotides long. Lineage: Eukaryota; Dinophyceae; Prorocentrales; Prorocentraceae. The record is from the annotation of a GenBank genome assembly.